AUGGAAACCACGAGGCUAUCCUUGCUCUCUCUUCUUCCUUUCCUUCUCCUCGCGAUCGCUGCCGAGGCAACCGGCGGCGAGCUCAGCACGUACAUCGUCCACGUGCAAGCGGAGGAGAACCGCGUGUUUGGCACCCCGGACGACCGGAAGACGUGGUACCACUCGUUCCUCCCGGAACAUGGCCGGCUCGUGCACGCGUACCACCACGUCGCGAGCGGGUUCGCGGCCCGGCUGACGCGGCCGGAGCUGGAGGCGGUGUCCGCCAUGCCCGGGUUCCUCAGCGCGACCCGCGCCCGGACGUACACCACGCUCACGACGCACACGCCCGAGUUCCUCGGGCUGAACCUGGAGCAGGGGCGGCGGAACUACACGUCGGAGUUCGGCGCCGGGGUCAUCGUAGGCGUGAUCGACAGCGGCAUCUUCCCUGACCACCCGUCGUUCAGCGACGAUGGCAUGCCGCCGCCACCGGCCAAGUGGAAGGGGCGCUGCGACUUCAACCGCACCUCGUGCAACAACAAGCUCAUCGGCGCGCGCAACUUCGUCUCCACCCUCAACGACCCGAACGGCACUUCCGCGCGGGUGCCGCCGAUCGAUGACUUUGGGCACGGCACUCACACCGCGAGCACCGCGGCGGGAGCGGUAGUGCCGGGCGCUAACGUGCUUGGCCACGCGUUGGGCACCGCCGCCGGGAUGGCGGCCCGCGCGCACAUCGCCAUGUACAAGGUGUGCGACCUGAACGGAGGGUGCAAGACGUCCGACAUGCUGGCCGGUGUCGACGCGGCCGUGGGCGACGGCUGCGACGUCAUUUCCAUGUCUCUCGCCGGGCCGUCCGUGGCCUUUCACCUAGAUCCUAUGGCCAUCGGGACGUUCGGCGCCAUCGAGAAGGGCAUUUUUCUGGGGAAUGGCGCGUAUUUCCAGGGCGAGUCACUCUACCAGCCAAACGCCGGUGUGCACGGUGCCUUCUACCCGUUGGUGUCCGCCGGCGCGAGCGGGAAGCCACUCGCCGAGUUCUGUGGGAACGGCUCGCUGGACGGCUUCGACGUCAAGGGCAAGAUAGUGCUCUGUGAACUCACGAGAAAUAUCACGGCGAUGAACCAAGGUCAGGUAGUGCUGAGUGCUGGCGGCCUCGGCAUGAUCUUGGCCAACCAGUUUGCCCAAGGCUACGACACGUUAGCCGACGAGAACGUCCUGCCGUCGUCGAGCGUCGACUACCUCGCGAGCGCAGCCAUCAAAUUGUAUCUCAGCUCAACGGCGAACCCGGUGGCGCAUAUCGGCUUCAGGGGUACAGUACUCGGCACGUCACCUGCUCCGUCGAUCGUUUACUUCUCAUCUCGUGGGCCUAGCCGUCAGGGCACCGGCGUUCUGAAGCCCGACAUCACGGGCCCCGGGGUGAACGUGCUCGCCGCAUGGCCGUUUCAGAUCGGGCCACCGUCAGCACCAGUUCUUCCCGGACCGACCUUCAACAUCAUCUCCGGCACGUCCAUGUCGACACCGCACCUCGCCGGCAUUGCGGCGCUGAUCAAGAGCAAGCACCCGGACUGGUCGCCGGCGGCGAUCAAGUCGGCCAUGAUGACGACGGCUGACAUCACCGACCGCUCGGGCAAUCCCAUACUCAAUGAGCAGCGCGUGGCGGCCAACCUCUUCGCCACCGGCGCCGGACACGUAAACCCAAUGAAGGCCGCUGACCCUGGCCUAGUUUACGACAUCACCCCCGAGGAUUACAUCGGCUACCUCUGCAGCAUGUACACGAGCCAGCAAGUGUCGGUGAUCGCGCGCCGGCCGAUCGACUGCUUGACCACCGUCGUGAUCAGUGACCGCCUGCUGAAUUACCCUUCGAUCUCGGUCGCUUUCCCAGCUUCCUGGAAUUCGACUGCGCCCGUCGUCGUCAGGCGCAAGGUGAAAAACGUCGGGGAGGUGCCUUCGGUGUACUACGCGGCGAUCGACAUGCCGAGCAGCGCCGUAAGCGUGGACGUAUACCCGACGGAGCUGGAGUUCAUCGAAGCGAACCAGGAGGUGAUCUUUUCGGUAUACGUGUGGCCGAGGCAGAUUGGUGCAAGGGUGGUGCAGGGUGCUCUACGGUGGGUAUCCGAGAAGCACAUCGUGCGGAGCCCAAUAUCCGUCACCUUUGCUUGA
Molecule: messenger RNA, 2133 nt
Organism: Triticum dicoccoides
Lineage: Eukaryota; Viridiplantae; Streptophyta; Magnoliopsida; Poales; Poaceae
Product: subtilisin-like protease 1
Exons: 2
Coding region: 1-2133 (710 amino acids)
Biological process (GO): proteolysis
Molecular function (GO): serine-type endopeptidase activity
Source: RefSeq, a predicted model, not a curated record